This is a messenger RNA of Antechinus flavipes (yellow-footed antechinus), 2928 nucleotides long. It is a transcript of the gene ATP6V1G1, whose product is annotated as ATPase H+ transporting V1 subunit G1. Gene Ontology annotation, molecular function: proton-transporting ATPase activity, rotational mechanism. Gene Ontology annotation, biological process: proton transmembrane transport. Bases 106 to 462 code for a protein of 118 amino acids. The transcript is spliced from 3 exons. Gene Ontology annotation, cellular component: vacuolar proton-transporting V-type ATPase complex. The record is from RefSeq and is a predicted model, not a curated record. Lineage: Eukaryota; Metazoa; Chordata; Mammalia; Dasyuromorphia; Dasyuridae.
CACGUGGCUCUCCUGUGGGUGGGACGGGUCAGCUGACCAGCGGUGGAGGAGAAGUGGAGGAAGCCCAGCUGAGAGCUGUUGGGGCCUAGCAGUUUUGGCGUCGCCAUGGCCAGUCAGUCGCAGGGUAUCCAGCAGCUGUUGCAGGCGGAGAAGCGCGCCGCGGAGAAGGUUUCUGAAGCCCGCAAACGAAAGAACCGGAGACUGAAGCAAGCAAAAGAAGAAGCACAGGCUGAGAUUGAGCAGUAUCGACUGCAGAGGGAGAGAGAGUUUAAAGCCAAAGAAGCUGCGGCUCUUGGUAGCCAUGGCAGUUGCAGCUCUGAAGUAGAGAAAGAAACCUUGGAGAAGAUGUCUGUCCUCCAGAACCACUUCCAGAAGAAUAGGGAGGAAGUCCUGGAAAACCUGUUGGCUUUUGUGUGUGACAUCCAUCCAGAAAUCCAUGAAAACUACCGUAUAAAUGGAUAGGAUAAAAGAAAUAAGCUCAUAUUCGAUAGAUAGGUUGGCAGUUCAGUUGUCCUACUGUAGAAUGUGAAGCUUUAGUCGUCCUGCAAUUCCAUUCUUGUAUAAAGAUUUUAAAUUAUUUCUGUAUAGUAUUUAGUAUGGUACUUUAAUCUUUUUGGAGUCUGAAGAAUCUGACUUCAUACAGACUGGAAGCUCAUCCAAAGAGUGAAUAUUCUUAUCUUUUAUUUCAUACAAACUCAUUUUGUGAGUACAGCUUUUUUUGUGCUUUUUAGUUGGUAAGCUGGAGAAUGCUACCAUCCCUGGAUGGUUUUAGUGAUGAAGAAAAUUCCUUAAAGAAAGGAGUUAAAAAUUUUAUACAAUUUUAUGUAGCAUUCUCUAGAGCUUCAUUAUAUUAAACAUCAAUGAAGCAUUGGGAAGCAAUGGGCAUUCUUCAAAUAGCCCUAUCUAGAUGGGUUUAGCAUAAUAAUGUUGCUGAUAUAGCCAUUUAGAAUCCUUUCAGUUACCCUUGAUGAAAGAGUACCAGCUGAUGGAACUUGGGUGCUUAUGAAUAACUUGUUACAUUUAGAAUGGGGAUGGUCACUUGAAAGUAAAGACUAUUUAACAUUCCUUACCUUGCAUCUUUUCCUUUGGCUCGUGUUUUUAAAGAAAUAGUUCAAAGAAGCCAGUUGCCCUAUAAUAUGUUAUUUGGAAAAUUAAUAGUCCCCAAAACCUUUAGAAAAUGUGCAUUGUAGGCAUUGUUUGGGGGGGAAGGGAAAUAAUUUUUCUAGCUCAUGUUAAUCUAUUGACAUUCUCAUAGAUCCUCCAUAUUACUGACUUUUGAUGUCUUGUUUAAUUUGCAAAGUGGUUUCUAGUGUUCUAAAUGUUUAAAGCCUGUAGGAGCCUCAUGCCAUCUAUAGGCAUGUAAGUGUAUCAUGUAUAGGUCACUGGAGUUAAUCAAGUAUUUAUUGAGCUUCCACUCUUUCAGCAUUGUGUCGGGUGCAGUGAGGCAGGCACUAAGGUUAUAGGUACUGGCCAGUCCUCAAGGAAUUAUUUUGCAAUUGCUAAAUUUUUUCAUUGAUGGAGAACACACUGGAAUUCUUUGGGGUUUCUUAAAGAAAAUCUCAUUUUAUGCUGACCACCCUGCUAGGAGAAGGCUAUAACAUUAGAAGAAUCUUCUGUUAUAGUAAUAACAUCUUCACAAAUCUCAGGAGUUUUAGAACUGUCACUGGUGUAACUUUGAACUUGGGAUCUCAGAGUUUUUAAUACUUGAAAGCUUUGGAUCUGUUCAUAGCUUUAAUUUUCUAAUUCCUCUGGAGAGAACUCACUAGAUAACCUCUUCUAGCUUUAUGAUUCUCUAAAAAGGAUCACACUGUCUCAAAUGAGUAUUGUAUAGAUAGGUCCAUGAAUCAUUUGAAGGUAGUAGUGCUAUAGUUUGGCCAGUAGGAUAGGGAUAGAGGCUAGACCUUCUUAAUUAAUGUAAGGAAUUUCUGAUGAAGAGACUCUUACAGAUGCAAGUCAGCAUUUGUCUGAUAUCUAUUUGCCAAUAGUUUCCCCCCCUUCCCCCUAAAUAGCCCUGUGAGAAUUGUUUGCCUGUGGAAUUUGCAUUGGUCCAUCUCAGAUGUCUACCUAUUGACAUUCAAUAACUUUUACUUCUCAUUCCCCUUAAAGACCACUUAUUCUUAAUACACCCCCCCCUCCAAAAAAUAUAAAGGAGAGUCAUCAUAUUCAAUUUCUUUGACAUCUGCUAAAUGCCAUAAUUCUGUCUUUAUAUCAAUUCAAAUAAAUAAUGACACAAAAUUUAUUCAUUUGCUUCCAAAUCUUGGCCAUCCUAAUUAAUUUAUAUUUCACUUAUCAAAUGCCUCAAACAUAAUUGAAAAAACCUGUGAUCCUAAGCCCAAAUAUUCAGGAAACAGGUUAAUCAUCUGAUCAUCUUGGGUGUCAUUCAGCUUAGGGUCUAAAUCCUCUUCUAAGUUUUUGGUUGCCUAACUUCCAGUGUCCUAAACUCCAAAACAGUUUUACAGCAGGGAAACUGUGCUGUUGUGGAUAGAACAGGAAAAUUUGUCUAUCAAAACUUUUUUCUCAACUGUAGCUGAGUGGAGGUACUGCACUGGGGUUUGUGUUUUAAUUCUCUGCCUAAAAAUAAGCCCAAUCUUGCUUCUUAGUGGGUAGAGUCAUGAUGCCCUUCUGGGUAGAUUAUUCUCCAUUUUUAUAUAUGCACAUCAAUAUUGUACAUUGACAUGGAUGAGUUAACUAUAAUAUAUUCACUUUUAUAUAGCUCUUACUUUGAAAUCUUGUGUAGGUAAUAGAAUUAUGAAUAUUCCUGGUUGAGGGAACUAAGGCUCAGAGAAGGUAAAUGGGGAAUGAGUGGUUAAUCCUUUUCAACAAUCUAAUUUGAAUAGUGGUUACCAUACUUUUGGCUAACCAUUCUUUUUGUAAGAUGCCUGACAUCUACAAAAAUAGUAAUUGAUUAAUAAAGGCUUUCUGAAUCUA